CAAAACACUCAACAGGUCCCGCCUCUUCCCGGAAGAUGACAGUCAUCUGAUUUUGUUAGCCAGCGUCAGAGCUAACCAGCAAAACAACUGUCCUGSCUUUUGUUUUCUUCAUUUUCAUCCUCUUUCUCCGUUUUGUCGUCUCCUAACAGAGGAUAAAAUAACUCCUCRGGUACCUUCGAACCAUGGACGAGACAAGUCCGCUUGUCUCUCCGCUCCGGGACUCUGGGGAUUUCAGCUACACGGAGCCUAACAGCCCCCGAGGCGCCUUCGGGAGCACACCGGGCUCCGUGGUGCGCAUCCCGGCCGGGAGUCCCGGACGGAGCCGGGAGAGGCAGCCGCUCUUGGACAGGGAGCGAGGACACGCUUCUCGGGAGCCGCACAGGAACGAGUUCCCGGAAGAUCCCGAGUUCAGGGAGAUCAUCCGCAAGGCCGAACGAGCCAUAGAGGAAGGGAUAUACCCAGAGAGGAUCUACCAGGGCUCCAGUGGAAGCUAUUUUGUCAAAGACUCUCAGGGGAAAAUUAUUGGUGUCUUCAAGCCAAAAAAUGAAGAACCGUACGGCCAGCUGAAUCCCAAGUGGACGAAGUGGCUCCAGAAACUGUGCUGUCCUUGCUGCUUCGGCCGCGACUGUUUGGUUCUAAACCAAGGCUACCUCUCAGAGGCCGGGGCCAGCCUGGUUGAUCAGAAACUGGAGCUCAACAUUGUCCCCCGGACCAAGGUGGUGUAUUUGGCAAGUGAAACAUUCAACUACAGUGCCAUAGACAGGGUCAAGUCUAGAGGGAAAAGGCUGGCUCUGGAGAAGGUGCCCAAAGUUGGUCAGCGCUUCCACCGAAUUGGACUGCCACCUAAGGUCGGGUCCUUCCAAAUGUUUGUCGACGGAUACAAGGAUGCAGAUUUCUGGCUGCGGAGGUUUGAAGCGGAGCCUUUGCCGGAAAACACAAACCGUCAGCUACAGCUGCAGUUUGAACGCCUYGUGGUCCUGGACUACAUCAUCAGGAACACGGAUAGAGGAAAUGACAACUGGCUGCUGAAAUAYGAUUGUCCCAUGGACUCUGGUGGGAACAGGGACACAGAUUGGGUUGUAGUCAAGGAACCCAUCAUCAAGCUGGCAGCUAUAGACAACGGCCUUGCCUUUCCUCUCAAACACCCCGACUCCUGGAGAGCUUACCCAUUCUACUGGGCAUGGCUGUCCCAAGCCAAGGUGGCUUUCUCCAUGGAAAUCAAAGAGCUGGUGCUUCCCAAACUAUCUGAUCCGAACUUCAUCAAAGACCUGGAAGAGGACCUCUACGAACUAUUUAAGAAAGAUCCGGGCUUCGACAGGGGACAGUUUCACAAGCAAGUGUCUGUCAUGAGGGGCCAGAUCUUAAACCUGUGCCAAGCACUGAAAGACGGUAAAUCCCCGCUCCAGUUGGUCCAGAUGCCCCCGGUUAUUGUUGAAACGGCGAGAGCGCCUCAGAGAGCCAACAGUGAAUCCUACACACAGAGUUUCCAGAGCAGAAGACCCUUCUUCACCUGGUGGUAGUGCAGAAGAAAAGCAGCAGCAGCAGAUCGCCGCGCUGACGGAGCGUCCGUGCACGGAUGGAGGAGAAAACUGAAUUUUUGUGUAGGGAAGAAAAAAAGGUCCUGCCACCUCUCCUCUCCUUUGUUUUUUUGUUUUUUUUGCGGCAGGAGGAAAGUUAUUGGAUGUAGGAAUGAGGCCAAAAGAAGAGGAAUUCCCCAGAAUAUCUUCCCUGUUUGCAUCCGUGCCUUGUGUGAAUCUGAUCGAAGAAGGUUCUGUGCAAUGACAUUUCUCUGCACUCAUGGGUGCAUGCUAUGGUUGCUCACACACCCACUUGCACACCACUCAGAGCCCUCGCGUUC
Messenger RNA from Poecilia reticulata (guppy), 1858 nucleotides. RefSeq names its product phosphatidylinositol 4-kinase type 2 alpha (gene pi4k2a). NCBI's taxonomy places the organism in Eukaryota, Metazoa, Chordata, Actinopteri, Cyprinodontiformes, Poeciliidae. The record is from RefSeq and is a predicted model, not a curated record. Gene Ontology annotation, biological process: phosphatidylinositol phosphate biosynthetic process; endosome organization; Golgi organization. Gene Ontology annotation, molecular function: 1-phosphatidylinositol 4-kinase activity. Gene Ontology annotation, cellular component: lysosomal membrane; plasma membrane; trans-Golgi network.